AUGGAGAUUCAGGCCCCUCUUCACUCUGGCAGGCCAGGGAGAAGACCAGUUAAGGGGCAGGACAUGUUCAUGUCUUCCUUUGUGGCUCAAUCGAAACUGCGCCAGACUCUCUUUGGAAAUACCAUCCAGGUCUUCAGCCCUGACUGGACAAAGGCUUAUUUCCAGUUUCAUGAGCCUUUUUCUGACCUGGCUUUCACAUUGCAAGUGGGAAAGGGAGGUGUCCGAAGCAUUCAGAUGGCUGUACAAGGAUCCAUCAUUAAAUACCUGCUGUUUACAAGGAAGGGAAAAGACGGUAACUUCCUCAGCUUGUACAGGAUAAGCAAGCUCGAUCAGGACCACACGCUGGCGGCGGUACUCGCAGGCAUCCUGUGGGCUGCAGGAGCAGCUCAGAAGGCCACCAUCUGCCUCAUUACUGAGGACACUUAUGUUGCCCCAACUCCUGGCUACUCUGGGGACGGUUUCUCUGAACGGCUCCAGCUGUUUGAACUUUCAGACAAAGAAGCCACUGAGAAAUUCAUCUAUGAUCAUUUACAAUGUGUCACAGCGAUGGAAAACUUGAGCAUGAGUUCUCAAACACACACUAGCAAUAGAUUCUUGGGUAAACCAGUUACCCCAGACCUACCUCCUCCAUCAGCUCUUGGGUCCAUGCGGCUUCAGAAGGAGCUGGACGUCUCCACCACUCACCUACUACAACCAAAUGCUGGAGGUUUCCUGUGCAGGCAGGCAGUUUUGAACCUGAUUUUAACCGGAAGAGCAAGUCCACACAUUUUUAAUGGCUGUCAGAAAGGAAAGUCUCAAGAAAUAUUACAUGGGGUCCUGACCCGCAGCGACAUCGGCUAUUUGCAGUGGGGUAAAGACACUUUAGAGGAUGACAGGCUUUCACAGGUGGGCAGCAUGCUGAAGACUCCCAAGUUACCUGUCUGGCUGUGCAACAUCAACGGAAAUUACAGUGUCCUGUUUAGCACAAACAGGCAGCUUUUAUCAGACUGGAAAGUGGAGCGCCUCUUUGAUCUUUAUUUCUACAGUGGCCAGCCCGCACAGAAAAAGCCUGCGCACCUUACCAUAGGUGAGCGCUCCAGACCCUAG
This is a messenger RNA of Capra hircus (goat), 1086 nucleotides long. It is a transcript of the gene MINDY4B, whose product is annotated as family with sequence similarity 188 member B2. Gene Ontology annotation, molecular function: cysteine-type deubiquitinase activity; K48-linked deubiquitinase activity. The transcript has 9 exons. The record is from RefSeq and is a predicted model, not a curated record. Lineage: Eukaryota; Metazoa; Chordata; Mammalia; Artiodactyla; Bovidae. Gene Ontology annotation, biological process: protein K48-linked deubiquitination. The coding region runs from base 1 to 1086 and encodes 361 amino acids.